GCGUCACUUCCGGCCGGCCCACUAGAAGCGGCGGCGGCGGCGGCGGCGGCGGCGGCGAGGAGGGCGAGGCCGCAGGAUCCAGCAGCUGAGCAGUAGGACUAGACGUACCAGCAAUGACCAGCUCUCCUGUCUCUAGAGUUGUCUACAACGGCAAGAGGAAUAGCAGUCCCCGCUCUCCCACCAACAGCAGUGAGAUCUUCACACCAGCGCAUGAAGAGAAUGUGCGCUUCAUUUAUGAAGCCUGGCAGGGUGUUGAGCGAGACCUGCGCAGCCAGCUGUCCAGUGGGGAGCGGUGCCUAGUGGAGGAAUAUGUGGAGAAAGUUCCCAACCCCAGCCUGAAGACCUUCAAGCCCAUCGACCUGAGCGACCUGAAGCGCCGGAACACGCAGGAUGCCAAGAAGUCCUAGAGUGCCUGGCGCCCCUCCCCUGGCCUCCAGAAGAUCAGGGUGCACUUGAUGUUGGUUUCCUCUGUUCCUGUGGCGCUGCUCCUGGGAGGGGGGGAGGAGAGUGUGCUCUAGCAGGCCGUAAUCCCCAGAGCCAGCAGGAUUGAUGAUCAAGGCCCUACCUGUCCUCUCCAGGGUCUCAAGUUGCCCCUGUCACUGGGGGAAUAGGAGUCUGACUGUAUCAGCCCUGUCCUUUUCUCCUGGCCAGCUGCAUCUUGGGUAGCACCUGGCCCUACCUACCCAGCCCUCUCUGCUGUUACCUGCCAUGCCUCGCCCCUCUCCUUCCUGGCUACUUAAGGUCAGGAAGGAAAAAAGGGGACCUCUGUUUCUUCGGCUGUGGAACCUUGAAGUGACCAGAAAGUAGGACAUGUGCAGUCCCACCUGCAUCCAGUGUGGCUCUCUCCAUGGAGACUUGCUGUUCUUCUGCCCUGGACAUUUGGGGAGCUCCCCCUUCCAUCCCCACUGUCCAUCCUGACCCUUCCUUACCCCAGUUUCAGAGUCGAAUCAGCUCUGGGCCUAGGACAGUACUGGCUCUCUGAGAGCAACUAGGCCUUUUGUCCUGGUACCUGCAGCCCUGUGGUCACAGUAGUGCCCUUGGACAGGGCACUAAGGCUGACCCUGAAGGAGUGGUGCUGCCAGGCCUGUCCUGGCUUUCUGGGGUGUACUGGGAGGAUCACCAAGACCCCCUUUUCUCGUGCCCUCUUGAAUCCAAGUGUCUAUGUAGCUUUGGAGACUGAGGGUCUGUGAAUAAAGGUGGGUGGCACUGGAA
Rattus rattus (black rat) is the source of this 1212-nucleotide messenger RNA. RefSeq names its product MAPK regulated corepressor interacting protein 1 (gene Mcrip1). Bases 114 to 407 code for a protein of 97 amino acids. The transcript is spliced from 5 exons. The record is from RefSeq and is a predicted model, not a curated record. Lineage: Eukaryota; Metazoa; Chordata; Mammalia; Rodentia; Muridae.